CCACUUUGCAGUUAGAGGGUUGCACACUGCACUUCUUUGGGCACAACCUAUUCAAGCUUUAAGCAACUCAAACUGGACUACGGAAUGGUGUUGAAUUGUACAGAGAUAGAUGGCAUACUGGCAAAGUUCUACCUGUCACCAUCUUAUGGACUCGAGUUCUGCAUCGGUUUCCCUGGGAACCUUAUGGUCGUACUUGGCUACCUAUUUUGUCUACCCAAAUGGCAGAGCUGCAAUGUUUAUCUUUUCAACCUGGCAAUCUCUGACCUCAUCUUCCUCUGCACGCUGCCACGCCUCUCCUACCUCUAUGCCAACCACCAGAGGGAGACCAGCUACUAUGCUUGCAUCAUCAACCGCUACGUGCUGCAUGUCAAUCUCUACUCAUCCAUUUUGUUUAUGGUCUGGCUGAGCAUGGAUCGCUAUUUGCUCGUGCGGCAUCCGGCGCGGAACCACUUCCUGCUGAAGCCGCGGGCGGCGCUGGUGGUGACCGGGUUGAGCUGGCUUGGUGUCAAUGUGGAAGUGAUCCCCAUGAUAGCGCUGAUGCUCCAGGACUUGCGGAGUGGAAACUGGAGUCGCUGCAAUGACUUUGCCAGCCUCCAGGGUGAUGUCAGUGCUUUGGGCUACAGCAUGGGGCUCACCUUAACAGGCUACAUUCUACCUCUGCUCGGACUCUGUGGUUUCUCCCACCGGAUUGCACAGCUACUGCAGACACAAGAAAUGGCUUUUCAUCGCAGCACAACACAGUACAAGCGAGCUCUCAGGGUGAUGGCUUCGGCAUCUGCCAUGUUUCUGGUUCUGUACACCCCAUACCACGUGAUGAGAAAUGUCAGGAUUGCAUCCCGGCAGGCUUGGGCAGGGGCGCAGUUGUGUACAAGGAUGUACAUCGAGGGCCUCUACAUCUUGACUCGACCGUUGGCCUUCUUGCACAGCGUUAUCAACCCAGUCUUUUACUUCCUCAUGGGGGACAAGUUCAGAAAGUUCCUACUCGCAAAGUGUAGAAAGCUAGCCAGAAAAACAACCCAGCCGAGAGAACCGGUGUGAACAACUGAACACAAUGCACAUAGCACGUAUUCUAUUUGCUAAUUUACUGUGCACUUGACCUACAUACGCCUCUAAAAAGUGGCACCAAACAGUUGAAACUGCUACACUGCAUGAUGUCAGCCAAGACAUGAGCAUAUCACACGAGACCUAAGCAAAUCUAAGCAACUAAGGGUUAAUUAUUUAUUUUUGUCGGUUUUUACAUUUUCCAAAACAUUGCAGAAGAUGGCAUGACGUCAUUGCACAAGACCUCAGCGUUCCUCAUGUGAGCUCCAUUCAGCAGUGAUUCAUAACUAGAACUGCCUGAGUGUUCAGCUUUUUGUGUGUGCAAAAAUGCCAAAAGAAGGCACAUCCUCACAAAUGGCUGUUAAGAAUGUAAACAAAGAAAAAUAUGCACAAGUUAUGGAAAAUAAGCAGACGCACAUUCAAAGCCAUACGACACCACUAUCACAUAUGUGCAGGUGGAGGGUUUAGCUGUUUUUACAUGUAAACAGUGAUUGACUUCAUUAUGACCUUUCCGAUAAUGUUCAGACUUUUUGUGAAAUAUUGCUUUAAAUGUGUCGUUAAUAAAGGUAAUAAGAUGGUGACCGUUUUAUUCUGUAAUAGAUCAGUUCAAUUUUCCUUAUUUUCUAA
Phyllopteryx taeniolatus (common seadragon) is the source of this 1668-nucleotide messenger RNA. Its product is annotated as succinate receptor 1-like. Gene Ontology annotation, biological process: G protein-coupled receptor signaling pathway. The transcript has 2 exons. Gene Ontology annotation, cellular component: plasma membrane. The record is from RefSeq and is a predicted model, not a curated record. Gene Ontology annotation, molecular function: G protein-coupled receptor activity. The coding region runs from base 85 to 1038 and encodes 317 amino acids. NCBI's taxonomy places the organism in Eukaryota, Metazoa, Chordata, Actinopteri, Syngnathiformes, Syngnathidae.